GGCAAUCGAACUGAAAGAACGAAAAAUCCUGGGAGUCUCCGACUCUGUUCUCCUGUUAUCGAUUGGUACUCCCCAAACCUCCAAACCCAGGCUCCAGGCUCCAGGCUCCAGGCUCCCCAGAGAGAGAGAGAGAGAGAGAGAGAGAGUCAUCCGCCUUUCCUCCUCUCCUCAAGCUGCCAACACUGAACAGGGCCCAAUGGCGUUCUGUGGCACGGCACAGCUGCUGAGCCCCAGUCUCAGCCCUUCACUCAGCUCCUCCCGGAGAAGAGCAACCCACUCCGUUGUUCGCCCCACCGCUUCACACUCUCCUCUUAACUCUUCUUCUUUUUCUUCAGCUACUAUCAAAUGUGAUCAUUCCUCCACUCCAUUUCCUCUUCCUGACCCCUCAAUCCGCUCCCCUAAAUCUAAAACCCUCUCCCCUCUCUUCAAAAUCUUUGCCUUCUUCGGUCCCUCUGGUGUUCUCUUCCACCUAUCUUCCUCCAACCCUCCUCUUUUCUCAACCAAUGGUUACGGCCCUGGCAACAGCGGACCCGUCGAUGGAGGUGGCGGCGGUGGCGGUUGGGGUUGGAAUGGCAAUGGUGGUGGUGGUGAUGAUGGCGGUUUCUGGUCACGAUUGUUCUCUCCAUCAGCUAUAGCUGGAGAAGAAGAAUCUCAAUCUCAGGAAUGGGACACCCAUGGUCUUCCGGCGAACAUCGUUGUUCAACUCAACAAGCUCAGUGGAUUCAAGAAAUACAAGUUAUCUGAGAUUCUAUUCUUCGACCGUCGUCGUAGGACAACCGUGGGCACCGAAGAUUCCUUCUUCGAGAUGGUCUCCCUCCGCCCUGGUGGCAUCUACACGAAGGCCCAUCUUCAGAAGGAGCUUGAAACCCUAGCUACCUGUGGGAUGUUCGAGAAGGUAGAUCUGGAGGGUAAGACCAUGCCAGAUGGUACUCUCGCCGUCACGAUAUCCUUUGCCGAAAGCACAUGGCAGUCGGCUGACUCUUUCCGUUGCAUCAAUGUUGGUAUGAUGCCGCAGUCCAAGCCAGUGGAGAUGGACCCUGACAUGACUGAUAAGGAGAAAAUGGAAUAUUUCCGGAGUCAGGAGAAGGAUUACAAGAGGAGAAUUGAAAGGGCAAGGCCGUGUCUGUUGCCGCUCCCUGUUCAUCGGGAGGUCAUGCAGAUGCUAAGGGAGCAGGGGAAGGUCAGUGCCAGGUUACUACAGAGGAUUCGGGACCGAGUCCAGAAGUGGUACCACGACGAAGGCUACGCCUGUGCGCAGGUUGUGAAUUUCGGCAAUCUCAAUACGAAGGAGGUGGUGUGCGAGGUUGUGGAGGGUGAUAUUACCCAAUUGGUUGUACAGUUUCAAGAUAAGCUGGGGAAUGUCUGUGAGGGGAACACCCAACUUGCUGUCGUUAGGAGAGAAUUGCCCAAACAGCUUCGACAAGGCCAUAUUUUCAAUAUAGAAGCAGGGAAACAAGCUCUCAGGAACAUAAAUUCUCUUGCUUUAUUCUCCAAUAUCGAAGUGAACCCACGACCUGAUGAAAAGAAUGAUGGAGGAAUCAUAGUUGAGAUAAAGCUGAAGGAGCUCGAGCAAAAGACUGCCGAAGUCAGCACAGAGUGGAGUAUCGUUCCUGGACGUCAAGGUCGACCAACCCUGGCAUCAAUCCAACCUUCAGGAACCGUCUCCUUUGAGCAUCGAAAUCUCAAUGGGCUAAAUAGAUCUCUUCUUGGUUCAGUAACCACCAGCAAUUUUCUCAAUCCACAGGAUGAUCUUGCUUUCAAGCUGGAGUAUGUACAUCCAUAUCUUGAUGGUGUGUACAAUCCUCGCAACCGCAUCUUCCGUGCAAACUGCUUCAACAGCCGGAAGCUGAGCCCAGUUUUCACGGGUGGACCCGGCACUGAUGAAGUUCCACCAAUAUGGGUUGAUCGAGCAGGUUUCAAAGCCAAUAUUACAGAGAGCUUCACUCGUCAGAGCAAAUUUACGUAUGGACUGGUGAUGGAGGAAAUAACAACACGUGAUGAAAGCAGUCACAUUUCUGCUAAUGGUCAGAGGCAAUUGCCAAGUGGGGGAAUCACUGCAGAUGGACCUCCAACAACCCUCAGUGGCACUGGCAUUGAUCGAAUGGCAUUUGCACAGGCAAAUAUCACACGUGAUAACACUAAGUUUGUGAAUGGAGCCAUAGUGGGUGAGAGGAAUGUGUUUCAGCUGGACCAGGGGCUUGGAGUUGGCAGCAAGUUUCCAUUCUUUAAUCGCCACCAGCUAACAGUGACCCGCUUCAUCCCAUUGAAGGAGGUUGAAGAAGGUGCGGGUAAACCACCACCCCCUUUACUGAUCCUUCAUGGCCACUAUGGUGGUUGUGUGGGAGACCUCCCCAGCUAUGAUGCUUUUACACUUGGCGGGCCUUACUCUGUGAGGGGCUACAACAUGGGUGAGCUUGGUGCUUGCAGAAACAUCCUUGAGCUUGCAGCUGAGCUGCGUAUACCUGUGAGGAACACCCAUGUUUAUGCUUUUGCUGAACAUGGCAAUGAUCUUGGAAGUUCAAAGGAUGUGAAGGGGAACCCAACGGAGUAUUACCGGCGAGCAGGUCAAGGCUCCUCAUAUGGUGUCGGUGUGAAGCUAGGUCUGGUACGUGCAGAGUAUGCUGUUGAUCACAAUGCCGGUACUGGUGCACUUUUUCUUAGGUUUGGCGAGAGGUUUUGAAAAGAGCAGUCUUAGUGUAAUUUUAAAUUUUUGUUUGAGAUCCAUUUCUUCUGCUGCGAUUGGAGCAAAAUUUUUGGCUUGUAGGGCCCAAAAAAUCAGAGUUACUUUUUUACUGGACUAGAAAUAUAUUCUCAGAUGAACCACUAGAAAUAUCUUCUCAUAUAAAUCAAAUUCAAGGCAUUCUUUCUUCCA
Messenger RNA from Macadamia integrifolia, 2872 nucleotides. Its product is annotated as protein TOC75-3, chloroplastic-like. The record is from RefSeq and is a predicted model, not a curated record. Gene Ontology annotation, molecular function: protein-transporting ATPase activity. Bases 197 to 2680 code for a protein of 827 amino acids. Gene Ontology annotation, biological process: chloroplast organization; protein import into chloroplast stroma. Gene Ontology annotation, cellular component: chloroplast outer membrane. The transcript is spliced from 7 exons. Lineage: Eukaryota; Viridiplantae; Streptophyta; Magnoliopsida; Proteales; Proteaceae.